Molecule: messenger RNA, 2148 nt
Organism: Dibothriocephalus latus
Lineage: Eukaryota; Metazoa; Platyhelminthes; Cestoda; Diphyllobothriidea; Diphyllobothriidae
Source: the annotation of a GenBank genome assembly
ACCAAUCUCCAACAACUGCUCCCUAUCCUGGAAGGUUUCCUCAGCAAGGCUCCCAACGUCGCCGAGCUGGAUAUGGUCAGGCAGUCGGUGGUCAUUCUGCUUGGCUCCCUGGCCAAGUACCUGACACCGGAAGAUCAACGAGUCGGCGCAAUCUUUUCGCGGCUUAUGGCCAUCAUCAACUUCCCUGCGGAUGUUGUUCAAACUGCAGUGGAAGACUGCUUGGCCCCACUGGCUCCAAAGCUGCCUCCUGACCAACUGGAAAAGGUCUGUCCCCGCCUCUUGUCCACACUGAUGAGCAACUCCGGUUAUGCUGAACGACGAGGUGCCGCCUACGCCCUGGCGGGCAUUGUUCGCGGUUGCGGCCUCGUCGCGCUAAAGCAGUACAGUAUUGUGGACAAACUGAUGGCCGGUCUGUCCGACAAGUCGCCAAAACACCGAGAAAUUGUCAGUGAUUCGCCUAAAGAAGGUGGCAAGAAGAAGUUGAAAGUGCUGUUAUUAAUUAAUUACGUGGCUGCCGCAGUCACCAGCCAGGCGGUCAUGAGUAAGCUCAGCGCCCACGGCAUCAAGUUGAUUCUGCCAAUUCUCCUCAAGGUCAUCGACGAAGAUAGUGCCUGGCGAACAAAAUGCCAGGCCGUCAAUGUGCUGGCCACUAUGACCAACUGUGCUCCCAAACAACUCUCCUCCUGUCUCCCACAAAUCGUCCCACGCCUACUGGCUGUCCUUGUGGACUCACAGGAGAGUGUCAAGAAGGCCGGCGCCAAUGCUCUCGCCAAGAUCGGAACGGUUAUCCGGAACCCCGAGGUUCAGGCCCUUGUGCCGCACCUAAUCGCCACCCUGCAAGACUCGCUGGCCGACAAGAUGACCUGCCUGCUGAUGCUGCGUGACACUUGUUUCACCCACAUUAUUGAUGCCGCCUGUCUGGCCCUGAUUAUGCCUGUCCUGCAGCGUGCCUUUGAUGACCGUUCAACGGAUAUCCGGAAGAUUGCUGCUCAAAUCUUUGGCACCCUGUACAGCCUUUCGCGCAAAGAGGAUCUCGAGCCAUACAUUCCACGUAUUCUACCCGGUCUCCGUAGUUGUCUGCUGGAUCCCGUUCCUGAGGUGCGCUCAGUCACGGCGCGUGCCCUCGGCGCUAUGGUCAGAGGAGUCGGCGAAUCCUGUUCAAAGGAACUUCUUCCCUGGCUCAUGUCGACUCUCACCUCAGAUCAGUCCUCUGUUGACCGAUCUGGCGCGGCACAAGGCCUCGCUGAAGUGCUGGGUGCCAUGGGUGUUCAACGUCUGCAGUCCAUUCUGCCCGAAUUUAUCAAGACCGCAGAGGCUACCAACAUCCAACCCUUUGUUCGCGACGGCUACCUCAUGCUGUUUGUCUAUCUGCCAGAAGCUCUUGCUGACGAGUGUGAGUACCUGCGGGACACUGCGCUGCAUGCUGGUCAGCGUAUAAUUGACCUCUUCUCGGAAGAAGCCGUAGAACUGCUGUUGCCAGAGCUUGAAGUUGGUUUGACGGACGCUGACUGGCGCAUCCGUCACUCAUCUCUCCAACUCACCGGCGAUCUUCUUUACAAGUUGGCCGGUGCCUCUGGAAAGGGUACCACCACUACCGCUGACGAGGACGACACCUUUGGAACAAACAUGGCCAGUCGCCGUAUCCAAGAGGCCCUUGGCACCGAGCGUCGCAACCGCGUUCUUGCUCGCCUCCAUAUUGCCCGCUCAGACCCGACCUACGUGGUGCGCCAGGCUGCCAGCCACAUUUGGAAGAUUGUCGUCGACAAUACACCGCGUACUCUGCGUGAGCUGAUGCCCACCCUUAUACAGCUUCUCAUCUCCUCGCUCGGGUCUCCCAUCCGGGAACAACAACAGGUUGCCGGACGUGCUCUCGGUGACUUGGUACGCAAACUCGGUGAGCGUGUUCUUCCCGAAAUUGUACCUUACCUGGAGGAGGGCCUCAAUGUCGAAGACGGAGACCGACGUCGUGGAGUUUGCAACGGCCUUAUCGAGAUUAUGCGCAACAGUGUUCCCGACCAGAUUGCUAGCUUUGCGGAUCGCCUUACCUCCCCAAUACGCCGCAGCCUCUGUGACUCCUCACCGGAGGUUCGCAAAGCCGGUGCCCGUGCUUUCGACCUGCUCUACGCCGCAAUCGGCCUGCGUGCCCUC